AUGUGGGUCACAACAGCAGAGUAUGUUUGUCCGGACGACCGAGUCGAGUAUCGCAUGGCGGCGUACAUGCAGUGGUACCACAAUGUGCACACGACAGCGACCCCUUGGCUUUUCCCAAUUGCCUUGAUUGGCCAAACGAGCUCGGUGUACGUCACGCUGGCCGUGACGUUCGAGAGGUACAUAGCUGUGUGUCUGCCCCUGAGGGCCAGGUCGCUCUGCACCUACGGCCGGGCCAGGCUCUACAUCCUCACCAUCGUCCUUUUCUCCAUACUCUACAACGUGCCACGGUUCUUUGAGGUCACAACAGCAGAGUAUGUUUGUCCGGACGACCGAGUCGAGUAUCGCAUGGCGGCGUCGGAGUUGCGACAGAAUGUAAUUUACAUUCAAGUGUACAUAACUUGGAUGUACCUGGUCGUCAUGUUCAUUCUGCCCUUCUCGGUCCUGGCUGUUUUCAAUUUCUUCAUCUAUGUCCAAGUCCGGAAAGUGAACCGAGAAAGACAACAGCUCAGCACGAUCCAGAAGCGAGAAAUCAGCCUGGCAGUGAUGAUCCUGAUCGUUGUUGCCGUGUUCUUUGUGUGCAACACAAUGGCAUUGAUCAUCAACAUCCUCGAGAUCAACGAGGCGCCUUCAAUGAUCGACAUCCUCACGCCCAUCAGCAACCUCCUCAUCACCAUCAACUCCUCCGCCAACUUCGUCGUCUACUGCAUUUUUGGCAAAAAGUUCCAACGCCUGCUGCUCAACAUGUUUUGCGCCAAGAUACUAUCCAGAUUCUCUUCUCAAGACAACAAUUACCUGUACGAAGAGUCGCACUAUCACCCGGCCAACACGACGGGGUUCGGCCAGAACCCCGGGUCGGGCAUUCCGUUGGGUCGGUCGGCAUCUUCUGGACAACGACCCAGUGCCACCACCUACGUGACCUAUCAUCGCGGGAGCCGAGCGUCGCCUCCGCAGCGCACAGUGUUUGCUGCGGCGAGGUCAGGGGCAUCGUCCGGAAGUCGGCAUUCCAUGAACAACGGAAAUGGAAGUACGUCAAACACUGCAAGAACUUCGCUGGAUUCCUCAGCAAUUAUAAAGUCUAGCGUGCGACGCGAAAGCGAAGAUUGUUCUGAGCUUGGGUCAAGUUUUGGUCAACACCUGAAUGUUCCACAGCAGCAGCAGCAGGGACUCACUAAUCGAUUCAGAGAUCGGAAAUCACGGUCGAUCACAAGCUGCACCAGCGCAGACGAAAACGUCGACAACUCCCUGUUGUGUCCGAAUCCGCUCGACUCGUCGUCGUCCGACAUCUUGUUGCUGCAAAGGUCGCCUUCUUCGCACAAUAACGCCGACGAUUGA
Messenger RNA from Notodromas monacha, 1332 nucleotides. NCBI's taxonomy places the organism in Eukaryota, Metazoa, Arthropoda, Ostracoda, Podocopida, Cyprididae. The record is from the annotation of a GenBank genome assembly.